AGAAACACUGAGUAGCCAAACUCUGGGUUGCAAAAUAUUGAUUUCAUGCAAAUUAGAUGGGGGGGAAAAAGCCAGAUGCAGUCGGUUUUCUGUCUCCUUUACACGGAAAUAAUACUCCCUAAGUGCUUCUCUAGUUAGAAGAGAGCAAAGACAGCAAUUGUAGCUAAUUUUUGUUAUAUAGAGGUACCUGAACGUUUGAAUAUGAAGUAAUGUGAAGUGAAGGAAAUCUCUGGAAGUGUUUAUGAUUACCAUCUACUAGGAAUGGAAAAUUGAGGAGAAAAAGAAAAUGGCCUUCAGAUGUUUCUCAAUAAUAUUUUCAGCUCCUCCUGAUCAACUGCUGUGUUUCUCCUAGCUACAAAGUGCAAGAGUUCUCCUUUGGCUGAUUAAAACUGGGUCCUGAGGGAGACUAAUAAAUUAGCUGAAAUGGAAGAGCCACCCUUGCUACCAGGAGAAACCAUUAAAGACAUGGCUAAGGAUGUUACAUACAUCUGCCCCUUCACUGGAGCAAUCAGAGGAACGCUCACUGUUACCAAUUACAGACUGUAUUUUAAAAGCAUGGAACGGGACCCUCCUUUUGUCCUAGAUGCAUCUUUAGGUGUAAUCAACAGAGUGGAGAAAAUAGGAGGUGCUUCCAGUCGUGGUGAGAAUUCAUAUGGGCUGGAGAUUGUAUGCAAGGACAUUAGAAACUUACGAUUUGCUCAUAAGCCUGAAGGGAGAACUAGACGAUCCAUAUUUGAGAACUUGAUGAAGUAUGCUUUCCCAGUUUCAAAUAAUCUGCCACUUUUCGCGUUUGAGUACAAAGAGGUUUUUCCAGAAAAUGGGUGGAAGGUGUAUGACCCCAUUUGGGAGUACAGAAGACAGGGAAUUCCCAAUGAAAGCUGGAGGUUGACCAAGAUUAACGAGCGCUAUGAGCUGUGUGAUACCUACCCUGCCAUUCUAGCUGUGCCCGUAAACAUUCCUGAUGAAGAAUUAAAAAGAGUAGCAUCUUUCAGAUCAAGAGGACGGAUACCAGUAUUGUCAUGGAUUCACCCAGAAAGUCAAGCAACCAUCACUCGCAGUAGCCAGCCAAUGGUGGGGGUGAGUGGCAAACGAAGCAAGGAAGAUGAAAAGUACCUUCAAGCCAUCAUGGAUUCUAAUGCUCAGUCCCAUAAAAUCUUCAUAUUUGAUGCAAGGCCUAGUGUAAAUGCUGUAGCCAAUAAGGCUAAAGGAGGAGGCUAUGAGAGCGAGGAUGCCUAUCAGAAUGCAGAAUUAGUGUUCCUGGACAUUCACAAUAUUCAUGUCAUGAGAGAGUCGCUGAGAAAACUGAAAGAAAUUGUGUAUCCCAAUAUUGAGGAGACUCACUGGCUGUCUAAUUUAGAAUCAACUCACUGGCUCGAGCAUAUCAAGCUCAUUCUUGCUGGAGCCCUUCGGAUCGCUGACAAGGUGGAGUCAGGGAAGACAUCAGUGGUUGUACACUGCAGCGAUGGUUGGGACCGGACAGCCCAGCUCACUUCCCUCUCUUUGCUCAUGUUAGAUGGCUACUACCGAACUAUCAGGGGCUUUGAAGUACUAGUGGAGAAGGAGUGGCUGAGCUUCGGCCACAGGUUUCAGCUGAGAGUUGGCCAUGGAGAUAAGAAUCAUGCAGAUGCAGAUCGCUCUCCUGUCUUCCUCCAGUUCAUCGAUUGUGUCUGGCAAAUGACAAGACAGUUUCCUACAGCGUUUGAGUUCAAUGAGUACUUCCUGAUAACCAUCCUGGAUCACCUGUACAGCUGUUUGUUUGGGACAUUCCUGUGCAGCAGUGAGCAGCAGAGAGUGAAGGAGGGCCUUCCAAAAAAGACUGUGUCACUUUGGUCUUACAUCAACAGCCAGCUCGAGGACUUCACUAACCCCCUGUAUGUGAGCUACUCCAACCACGUCCUGUACCCCGUGGCGAGCAUGCGCCACCUCGAGCUGUGGGUCGGCUACUAUAUCCGCUGGAACCCCAGGAUGAAGCCACAGGAGCCUGUCCACAAUCGCUACAAGGAGCUUCUUGCCAAGCGGGCUGAGCUGCAGAAGAAAGUGGAGGAACUGCAGCGAGAAAUCACCAACCGUUCCACCUCGUCCUCAGAGAGAGCUGGCUCUCCCGCACAGUGCGUCACCCCUGUACAGACUGUUGUAUAAUAGGGACUGUUUUUUUCGCCAACUACUUUCCCAGGACCACCAGGACAGCUUUUCUGAAACCCUCUGGAUUCCCAUUACAGUGUCUGGGAGACACCAACAUAUUUAUUUAUUUCUCUCCAGGGUAAUUUAUUAGUACUGUAGCACUAGAGGAAGCUUAAGCAAGAACAGAAGAACACCCAAGGCCCCCUAUGCAAUUAACCUUCUCAGUGGCUAGAUGAUGAUACAAGCCACUUGCACUUGCCACUUAAAAGAAACCUAGAACUUUUUUUUUUUUUGCUCACUUGUGUUGGAAAUCACUUCACUUUCAAAAAGGGACUGUGUGCUAGAAUGAAGUACUAUGUAGGAAAAAUGUCUACUCAGGAGUUUGAAAAAGCUCCCCUUGGCUAAAGGUAUAGAAUCUGACUCUGUGUCAGAGCCUUGACUUCACCUGUGUCAAGUCAUGAAACUGCAGUAAUAACACAUGCAUAGCAGCGUGAGAGGGUUUGCCAACACACUAAAAGAGAAGUAGUGCUAGAAUCCUAAACAUAUCAGUUAUUUUUCCUUUUACUUAGAUCUAGGAAGCCAUGUAAACGAUGCCUUACUUAAGAAAGGGCAUGUUCUACCCAGAGAACACACUGGUAGAGGAGCAACCUCCAUGACUCAACUUUACAGGACUGUGUUUACUUCUAUCUCUGCAAGCUGAUCCAUGGCUGACAUGGAUCAUGCCAGGAUGUAAAUUAAAGCACCUUUGUUUCUGAGGGAUGGAGCAGA
Oxyura jamaicensis (ruddy duck) is the source of this 2889-nucleotide messenger RNA. It is a transcript of the gene MTMR2, whose product is annotated as myotubularin related protein 2. Gene Ontology annotation, molecular function: phosphatidylinositol-3,5-bisphosphate 3-phosphatase activity. Bases 424 to 2139 code for a protein of 571 amino acids. The transcript has 14 exons. Gene Ontology annotation, biological process: dephosphorylation. The record is from RefSeq and is a predicted model, not a curated record. Lineage: Eukaryota; Metazoa; Chordata; Aves; Anseriformes; Anatidae.